AUGGCACCUUCAUCCGAACAAGCAAGUAGUGGUCAACUUCCUAUACCGGCUUCUUCAUUCUCUCGAGAUAGAGAGUACGAAGCAGGCCCCUCGUCGUCAUCUACCAUUAACAUGAACCGCAACAGAUCCUAUAGGCCUUCACCUACACCUUCAUCUUCCAAUGCACAACCUACAGGAUCUAUCACUCAGGAAUUAUUCCGUAUAACUCAGAUCCUCCUUGCGUUAGAUUCGGAUACUCGAAAGUUUAUGAAAGACACCAAUAGGUCGAUCGACAAUUUGAGACAGACGGUGGACGAGAGGAUGGAAGGAUUAAGGGAACUCGUGGAAUCAAGCAAAGACCAAGGGAAGGAGAUUAGUGAGGUGACGAAAGUCAUGUUGGAAGGGUUGGAAGGGAAGGUAGAAGGGUUGGAGAGGGUCUGUGGAGAUAUCAGUAGAAGUCAGAGUCAGAGUUUGGUUGGAUCGGGAAUUGAAAUCGAUGGGAUGAGUAGAAAGGAGAAAUUGAUCAACUCACAGCUGAGUAGAAUACAAUCUGUUGCUCAGUCAGAUAGAGAUGGAACUCAGGAGGUGAUAGAUGAACAACCUCUUUUCGAUAACACGCUAGAUGACAGUGACAUGGGAGAUACCAAUAGCUUACCCCGCGAUACGGAGAAUGAUAGAACUCAAGAUGGAAAUGAACAGAAUGUCAUGUUCGUAGGUCUCAAUGAGGAUAAUGGAGUUCAAUCUUCCGAUAUGGACGUAGGAAUAGACCCUCAAGAUAUAAUGAGAUCGCCUUCGACUGCUGGUCCUUCGGUCAUACCUCAAAGCGAGGAAGUGAUCAACGCAGAUGGUCCUGACGCGAUUGAGAAAGGAUUGAGAAGGAAGAUAGCUGCGGUGCUGACUCGAGAACAGCAUGAACAUGAUGGACCAUCAGCAUCUGAUAACCUGAACGAAGCUGGAUACCAGGAACCCGUACCGACCCGUACAACAAGGUCAAGACGGAAAUCUGCCAGAGGUCAUGAACAGGAACCUUCCUCUAAUCGUGAUCGAUCUCAAUCAUCUUCCAUGACGGCAACACCGGAUGGCGAAGAAUUCGAGGAGGGAGUGCCACUGAAGCCACCUCCAAGAUCACCUUUCCCUCCUCGACCACUUGUCAAUCUAUCAGCAUCUUUAUCGCCCGACUCACAACUUAAAAAGAAGAGGGGUAGACCUCAGAAAGUUAUGCCACAUGAUCAAGUUCAAGUUUACCGAAGACGAGACUCGACUUUCGAACCUCCCGCCGCUCGUCACUCACAAAAGCAGCCGAAAGGAUCAGUGGGACAGGAAGAUCAUCAAGAUCCAGAAUCUUCUGUCGGAAAGGAAGGUUCAGUCUCGCCACGAAAGAGGAGAAGAAAAGGUACCGCUACUGCUUCUAUCAAGCCUGAAUCCCAGACUAAACCUAAGAUGAACGUAAAGCACGAUAAGAAAUUCACCCAAAAGGGUACAGCUAGAUUGAGGAAGUUUAACGGUCAGGUUAGACUUGCCAUCAAGUGUCUAGCUGCAUCAGAUGGUCAUAAGACCACUGAGGCGGAUUGGCCAAAUAAAGGGCCAAAUACUGCGAAAGGAAGAUUGGAGGAGAUCGUGUGUGACACGUGCAAAGGACGAUGUCACUGGUCAUGUGCUGGUAUACCUGAGGAGAAAGAUAUGUCACAAGAGAAUUGGAUAUGUCCAGAUUGUGCAUAUAGAAUGGAGGUUGAAGAUACACCAGCAGUCUUGAUUGACCCUACCCAACAACUGAAAUGUAUAAGGUACAAUUGCAUCUUACGUGAGAAAAGAGCUAUCGAGCAUCAAGAUGGUGAAGAAGAGCGAUAUUUUGUUGAAAAGAUCGUGGGUCGAAGGGCGAUCGCUAGAGAAACAGAUUCUCAGAAGAGGAUAUUCCAGUAUCUGGUUAAAUGGGAUGGAUACGAUCUGGAUGAGUGUACAUGGGAGCCUCUGGCGAAUCUCGAACAUCAUUCGGAGUGCCUCUUAAGGAAAUUUGAAGACACAGCCAAACGGACUAAAAGCAACUUGAAACUUCGAGUAUGCAUUUUACCCGAAGCUAGGAAACACUGGGACGAAAUCAGCGGUAAUGCAAUUGUGGAUGCUACGAAGAGCGAGAAUGAUAGUGUGCAGGGCGAUGAGGACGAGGAAGAGGAAGAUCAGGAUCCGAUUCGAAACGAGGAGAUAAACAUAUAUAUGGGAGAAUCGCACACAGGGCCGAAUGAGAACGAUGAGGCGAAGAUGAUAGAUGAAGAUGAGGAGAUGAUAAAUGGAGAACAAAACGGUGAUAGACUGGAUCGAUCACUCAACGGCGACAUUCACGACGAUGGUCGAGAUAUUGAGCCGAAUGAGGAAGUCAUAGCGGACUGGGUUGAUCAUAAUCGAGAUCAAGAAGACGAGGACAUGAUAGAUUACGAUGAAAUGGAUCGUGAGAUCAGUGGCAAUGACGACGAUCAUCAAAGCCUCAACGGAAAUAACGAAAUGGGUAAUGAUAUUAGUAAUUCGGGAUCUUCAGAAAACUCUACAGCUCAACAGCAACCGAAAGUAGAUGGAAAGGCGUUGGAUCCUGAAGAAGAGCAAGAUGAAUUAGACCAUAGCGAAGAGGAACACCAUCGUCAAGGUGACUCGCCCACAGGCAACGAGGAUCGAGACCAGGAGGACUUGAAAGAGACGAUCAACGAGAUGAGAGGAGGAGGGGCAGAAAGGACGUUCUUCGGUAUUAGGAUGUUUUAA
This is a messenger RNA of Kwoniella mangroviensis CBS 8507, 2727 nucleotides long. RefSeq lists its product as uncharacterized. Bases 1 to 2727 code for a protein of 908 amino acids. The transcript is spliced from 8 exons. Gene Ontology annotation, molecular function: chromatin binding. Gene Ontology annotation, cellular component: pericentric heterochromatin. The record is from RefSeq and is a predicted model, not a curated record. NCBI's taxonomy places the organism in Eukaryota, Fungi, Basidiomycota, Tremellomycetes, Tremellales, Cryptococcaceae. Gene Ontology annotation, biological process: negative regulation of transcription by RNA polymerase II; chromatin organization.